Messenger RNA from Linderina pennispora, 959 nucleotides. RefSeq lists its product as uncharacterized. The record is from RefSeq and is a predicted model, not a curated record. The coding region runs from base 78 to 950 and encodes 290 amino acids. The transcript has a single exon. NCBI's taxonomy places the organism in Eukaryota, Fungi, Kickxellomycota, Kickxellomycetes, Kickxellales, Kickxellaceae.
CUUUUUUUCAAAGUUGCAUAUAUUACUCAUCCCUUAUUCUCGAGUUUUCCUCACCAUUACUGCAAACACCGCUUAUAAUGACCACACCCAACACCUCUAACUUUGAUGCAUGUAGCUACACUAAUAUCUGUCAAUUGCCUAAACCUGUUGGCUUUAUACCCGCUAUUCAUACUCACACCCCUUUAUAUGAAUUUAGCCACAUUCCAUUGUCUGCAUCUGCUGACCCAAGUCGUUUAACCUUCCAGCCUCUACCAACCACCAAUCUACCCAGCUACUUUUCAAAUAUUCCAAACACACCCAUAUUGACAAGAUCCCCCAGCACACCCGAGCUGGUACGCGCAGCUGCAUCACCAAUCCUUCCGCUUCAACGCGCAUUGAUCCUACCUACAGACCUCUCGCAGCUAGCACCAUCUGAGUUGGUAAUUCCGCGGCCUUUAAAGUGCCAAACGCGCGCACUUAACGCAUAUAUGCUGUUUCGGAAGUCGGUCAUUGGCAAAUUCAAGCACAGCGGUCUGUCUGCAUCGAAAAUAACAGAGCUUAUUACUGACGCAUGGAAGAAAAUGACUGAGGAUGAGAAACUCUCCUUUCGGGAGAUGUCGAAACAGCAGCAGAGAGAACUGGACAAGGCGAAUGGGCGUGUGGUCAAGAAAGCCCGUGGCAAGAAAGACCGGAAAAAGAGGGCCCACCGCUUCGUCGACUGUAUAGCCAAGAAAUCGUGCAAGGAGAUACCCAAGCUCGAGACAUAUCCUUUGGUCCCCUCAAAUGCUCCUGUUGUUGUACCAAACGCAACCACCGUUUAUGCCCAGUAUGUGCAGGGAUGCCAGGAUUUGGUGCUCUCAGUCGACAUGACAGGCGCUACCACUGACCUGAACCCUACGGCUGAAAAUAUCAUGAUUCCGCCAGACAACCAAGUCUUUGAGCUGCCUCCAGGCAUGCAGUACAUGUCAUAAACAACCGUG